CGUCUGGGCCGUGCUUGCAAGUGGCACGGACGCUGCAACGUGUAUAGGGCAGAGCCGCCGACGCGCCGUGUCCUGCCGCGUCGGCUGGAAGAUAGCAGCUGGCCGGCAGUAUCGCAAAACACAAGGUGACGUGCGAGACCCAUGUCGCAGAAAUCCUUGCCACUAUACCAUAUGGUUCCGGCUCAGUCGUGCGGCGCGUUUGAAAUUGUUCGUACAUAGCGCGACGCAUUGCCGCCCUAUAAACCGGACUAAUGCUAAUUUGUGUCAUAAAUAAAUCCUCUAUAUCCCAGUAAGUCGCGCUAAAGAAAUGUCUGACGUCAACGAGUGAGUCCUUGUCGUUGGAUUACCAGAACGGCGUGCUGCAAGGCAAGGUAGGUGCCAGCUGCGCUACAGAGUGGUCACUGAGCUACUGCGGGGACGACGAAGAAGGCGACGAAAACAGGCAUGUCGGGUUUUGUGUAUUCGGACUGGUGCGAAGUCUACCUCUGCAGUGCGCCACUUCAGCAGGGGAACUCCAUGAAUGGCGCUGUCAACGCCCUCUCGCUGUUUGCCUCUUCAUCGCGGUCGGUGUGCGGAAACACGUGGGAGAAGCACUGGAUGCUGGUGUUUGACUACGGCGAAGAGGAGGUGCUCAUCUGCGACGCCGACAUGGACCAUUUGGGAGAGCUCACGGGACGGACCUCGUGGAAGAAGAGGGCCGUGCUACAAAACUACGAACACAAGAAGUACCUUGCAAAGCGGCGUAUUCCAAGAGCACGCAUAGAGCAGUACAUGAGGAAGAUGUGCGACUACGGCCCAUACCAUCUCACGGACAACAACUGCCAGAAGUGGGCCCAAGACCUUCUGCGCGAACUGGAUAUCGAGUUUCCCGCUGACGAGCUCGACGCCCGCACCGUAGUCAACAACUACAUACAACCAGCGGCCAUUGCAGGUGUCGUGGUCUUGGGCGCCGGCCUGUUCGGUGCACUCAUCUUCGGUGGUAGUGCACGUAGGAACAGACGGGAGUAGGCGGAACACCGCACAACGUCAAUGAUCUUUAAAAGAGGUGUAUCAGGAGUUUGACGUCUCAAAUUUUCGAUCGCACGCUCUUGUGUGAAUGUUGCAGCUUGUUCGUGAGAGACCGCUCCAUAACGACGCGGCGACUUGGAUGCCAACUUGUCUGCCUCAAAGAUUGGAGUGUGCUGCACGUCGAAAUUUCUCUAGUCACCUGAGACUAUGACCUAUCCUGAAAUAUGUACCUAUGUGCCGGUGUGCCUUCUUUCGUCGCCUAAAGUCACAGAACUUCUAUUUAGAAACUCCUACUCAACUCUCCGUGCUGCCUGCCUCGUAUCAGAACGGCGUUAACAGGUUUCUUGAGGUAUUGCGUCAUGAUGUCCGCAGCACCUGAAGCGAAUAAAAUACCUGUUUAGAACACCCACACGCACGUUAUAGUGUGCCGUUAUUGCGAUUAGUGAAUAUCGCACUCCACUCAUAGGCAGAGCUUCGUGGAUUUGCAGGUUUUCCUUUCAGACUCAUUUAGUCUGUAGAAGUUUGGUGAGCAUUACUGUUGAUAAAUAAAUGUGAAUGCUACAUUCAGGUGGAAUAAAUACUUUUCGUACCUCGUGCAAUAUUUUGCGAGCGUUAAGUCACGUUUGCUCAACAUGCACGAGGGCGAAUCAAAGUAUUUGCCCCUAUUUUUUUAGCCAGAUUACGACGUAAAUGCGGAGUCAACAUAUCCCCAUCCCCAGCGGUAGGACAUUUCUUGGACCGGCCUGGCCUUAUCUGCCGGAAGCUGCCGGCAUGGCGCUGCUGUCAGUUGUUGAAGAUAGCGGUUGUGCUUCACACGUCCUAGGCGUACGAGUAACGAAGUAUGAUUCGUUUUCUACGGAGCAAGGGACAAACGCCCAUAGAAAUCCAUGGGGAAAUACAACCUACGUAUGGGGAAAGGUGGCUCGCUUUGAGAAGCGUCAGGUGGUGGUGUUGUGAGUUCAGCGAUUGGACAAAUGUCUGAACCGGUGUGGGGACUAGGUGGGAAAAUAGUCUAGAGUACAUAAAAUAGUACGUAUAAUGCCUGUGUACCUGCGUGUACUGUUACCUGUGUGUACCUUAUUUUGGCUAAUAAAAAAUAGAGGAAAAGGC
Dermacentor silvarum is the source of this 2118-nucleotide messenger RNA. RefSeq lists its product as uncharacterized. NCBI's taxonomy places the organism in Eukaryota, Metazoa, Arthropoda, Arachnida, Ixodida, Ixodidae. Bases 445 to 1008 code for a protein of 187 amino acids. The record is from RefSeq and is a predicted model, not a curated record. The transcript has 3 exons.